Mangifera indica (mango) is the source of this 2881-nucleotide messenger RNA. RefSeq names its product kinesin-like protein KIN-6. The transcript has 21 exons. The record is from RefSeq and is a predicted model, not a curated record. Gene Ontology annotation, cellular component: microtubule; kinesin complex. Gene Ontology annotation, molecular function: ATP binding; microtubule binding; microtubule motor activity. Lineage: Eukaryota; Viridiplantae; Streptophyta; Magnoliopsida; Sapindales; Anacardiaceae. Gene Ontology annotation, biological process: microtubule-based movement. Bases 74 to 2713 code for a protein of 879 amino acids.
CUGGAUAUUACAUUGGUUUGGCACUUUGGGAAUUCAAAAUUCAUUUUCCGCCAAAUCUGGCGAGGGUUUAGAAAUGGAGACGGAGAGCCCGUUCCUUUGUCCAAACACGGUGACGAUCCGGCGAAAUCCUCACCGGAAUGCGAGGCCGACCCCAUCUGCCACAGCACCACAAACACAAGCAUCACCCAAAAAGUUACAAGAAAUUCCUUCUUUCCCCAUUGAUGACAUCCUCUCCAUCCAAAUUCCGCAAUCCAAUCCAUCAACAACAGAAAACCUAAAUGUGUUUCUUCGGAUAAAACCAGAAAAGGUUGUUGAGCAAGAUUAUGGGCUCAGAACUAAGAACGUUUGGCCCAAAAAUCCGGCUAAGGGAAAAGCAAAGAAAGAGAAAAUUAAGAAGAAAAAGAGCAACGCAGCCUGUGUAACGGUUAAUGAUCCUCAUUCCGUCACACUAUCACCUCCUUUGGUCUUGCAGACCUCUAAACGGAUGAAGUCCGAGGUCUAUGAAGGCUUUUCUUGUGUAUUUUCAGCCAAUUCAUUGCAGGGUGAAGUGUAUGAGAGGAUGGUGAGUCCUUUGGUGGAGGAAUUUUUGGCCGGUAAAAGUGGGAUGUUGGCAGCACUGGGGCCUAGUGGCUCUGGCAAGACUCAUACAAUUUUUGGGACACCCAAGGAGCCAGGGAUGGUUAUGCUUGCGCUUCAACGGAUUUUUAAAAGAUCUACUGAUAGUUCUUCUGAGUUGCCAAGAUUCUACCUAUCUAUGUUUGAAAUAUACUCCGAAAGAGGGAAAGGAGAGAAAAUGUUGGAUUUAUCCCCAGAUGGAACAGAUUUGAACAUGCAGCAGUCAAGUAUUAAAGGCCUACAAGAGGUUAUCAUUACUGAUGCAGCACAGGCAGAAUCCCUGAUAGCUUGUGCAAUGCUGAAACGUUCCACAGCUAAAACAAAUUCAAAUAGCCAAUCAAGUCGGUCACAAUGCAUCAUUAACAUUCGCUGCACUGGGAAAAACCUUGAUCGAGAAGGUUUUGUACAAGAAAAUAAUUCUGUUUUAACUGUUGUAGAUCUUGCUGGAGCGGAAAGAGAGAAAAAGACUGGGAAUCAGGGUGCAAGAUUGCUUGAAAGUAAUUUUAUCAACAAUACAUCAAUGGUUUUUUGCUUAUGCCUUAGGUCAUUGUUGGAGCACCAAAAAAAUCCCAAGAAGCCUUUGCAGAAACACUUCCAGAACUCUUUGUUGACCAGGUACCUGCGAGAGUAUUUGGAAGGAAAGAAGAGGAUGGCACUGAUUUUAACUGUAAAAUCGGGAGAAGAAGACUAUCUUGAUACUUCCUACUUGCUAAGACAAGCCUCCCCAUAUAUGAAAAUUAAGUUUGAUAAUGUUGAGGAAGUGUCUAACAUGGUCUGUAACAAGAGACCUCUUCAAACAUUAUCUACAAUUGAGCAGCCCAAAAGAAUGAGAGUUAGUGGCGUUGAAACUUCUUUGAUUGAAGAAAAAAACAUUGGAAAGAAAGACAAACUUCCUGAGAAAGAGGCCAAAUUUGAUAUUAAGGACUGCACACCUCAAAAUUUUGAUUCCAUUAAUUUGGCAAGGAAAGAGGCUCAAGAGAGAAACUAUCAGAUCAUGCAAAAUUUUGCCAAGGCUUUAUGGAGUGUUUUGAAACAGCACAAUGAAAAACUAAAGGUGGCAGAACUUGAGAUAGAGAAUCUCAAAGUCAAUCUAAGCAAUGAAAAGACAAGAAAUCUUGAGCUGGUAAAAGAGCUUAUGUAUUUGAGGUCCUGCUGUACUUGUACGAAGGAGAGUUCACAGGAAAACACUUCUGCUAAAGUAUAUACCAAGUUUGAAUCUGAAAUAGAAUUAGAGAGAAAUAAAUUUAGUGAAGUUUGUGAGACCAAUGAGGAUGCUUAUUCUCCAAGGGAACCAAUGUGCAAUCUCAGUCCCAUUAUUUAUGGUUCCACAGCAGGACAGGAUCAAGAUCUACUUCCUCAGAUCAAUUCAGAUAUUCAGUCUCCCCAUCUUAGGACAUUUGAAUGCAAGACCAUUUCUCAACAAUAUGUCUCCCCUUUAAAAGGCCACGAAGAUUUAAUUUCUCAGGGAAGAUGUUCUACUCUGGAAGUGGUCAAUACUUCAGCACUUUCUGCUGAAAACUCCAAUGAUCCAAAUGAUCAGAAUGAGCCAGAAUGCAAAACGCUUGUACAAGAGUGCCUUUACCAGACAUCUGAAAUCAUUUCUAGAAAUCAUGAGGAUUUAGAUGAGUGUGACCACACAGCAGAAAGUAAUCCUCCAAAUCUUGAUAUGGCAGAUUCUGUGUUUAGCUCUUCCCAGUCUUGUGUCAUCGUUAGUGAUGAUGCCUCUUCAUCAGUGGAACUAGUACAAUCACAAAGUGGGAAGGUAGAGGUUAAAUUCUCUUCGCUGGAAUCAUUGCAUUCAUCAGUGUCUCCAAAGCAAGUUGCAUCUACGGAAGGGUGCAAUGAAGUUUGCCUACCACAUAGUGAACCAAGUCUAGAUACCAUGAAAAAACCUUUGAAUAUGCAGAAACCGAAAAGGAGACUUUUGCCUGCCUCAUCCAUCUUACUGAGGGAUAUGAGCAUCUUUGAUGUUGAUGAUGAGAUUGAAAAACCAAAGGGGAAUCGAAAUCGGAAGAAAUCGGAAGCUAAUAAUGUAGGGAAAAGAACGCAAGGUAAUAUGUCUCUUUUGAGGUUGCUUAAGAACAAUCUUAAUAUCUAGAUAGCCACUCAUUAUAAUUGUAAGUAAGCUCAGCUUUUGUAAAGGUGGACCAUUUUGAUCACCAAUACGCUUUUGAACAUUUUCAACUGUAUUGUCAUGCGCAUGCUGUAUUGUUUUGAGCACGCAUAGCUAUUGGUGUUCAAAUUUGAGACAGGAAUUUUUUUCUUA